Molecule: messenger RNA, 1663 nt
Organism: Sardina pilchardus (European sardine)
Lineage: Eukaryota; Metazoa; Chordata; Actinopteri; Clupeiformes; Clupeidae
Exons: 3
Coding region: 66-1553 (495 amino acids)
Source: RefSeq, a predicted model, not a curated record
GAUGCCAAAUACAAAGACAGAGAGGUUGAAUGGUUCAGCAGUAGUUGCGUUCGGUGGUCUAUGACAUGAGGGUUUCACUGAUUUGUCUGCUACUGGUGUUUGGAAGAUGGAAUUUGCUUCUUUAUGGAGCACUUGCAAAUCCAUACCAUCGUAACUAUGGAAAGUUUGAGGAUGAGUCUACAAUUUAUGGAAAUGGCCCUCAAAUGCAUAGCCCUGAAAAAUUCCAAAUCCGGCAAUCAAAUCUGGCUAGCAACAAACAGGACUCCACAAAAGUAUCCAGCAAAGUAAAGCUCAGGAUUUCUCCAAGUCAUGGACUCUCUGAGCACCAUCAAAUCCCUGUUAGCCAACCUACAAGCUUAGAUGGUCCUUCAAUGUUUCGACAUCCUUCCAGAAAUACUGAAAUAUCACAAAUCGGCCUGGCCUCUUCAAUGGAAGAAAGAAUUCCCCAGGAUUCUAAUCAAGGUAUGAACAAUAUUUACCCUGAAGUUUCUCCGCAUCCUCGGUUAAGAAGUGCAGCUGGUGGCUUUACCCAAAAUGCACCAGGCAGUCUGUAUCCCAGCAAUCCUUCAGAGACCUUUGUGCAUACCGUCCCUUACUUUUCCAUUACUAGAGAAUAUCCUGCACAUAAGCAGCUUCAAAAUAAUCAUUUAGCUCAGAAGUCAACACAUUUCACAGAGCCCGGAAGGUCAUAUCCUGUUGAUCCCAUCAGUAGCCUUGGACAUCCAUCACAAAUUGCAACAAAUCAUUUGGUUGGACUCAAACAUAAUACGCAGAGCAUGGCCUAUGACCCUUCUAUGCAGGACUCCAACAGUAACACAAUGUAUGCUUCUCCUUCAAGUGCUAAGAGAGGUCUUGCUCCCAGAUCUUCCAAUGCAGGACAUUAUGAAAGUAAUGCUUCAAAGUUGACUCGUGACCAAGAUGCCCCUGUCAAUAGUAAAUGGGCUUUUCAAAGGCUUGUGUCCAGUAACAGUGUGCCUAUUCAGAGUGUAGGUUCUUGGUCCUAUGGUGGGCAAAGGCCAAACAAGAAGUUUAGUUCAAGUCACAGACCACCUGUUCACCAUGGUGGGAGUGACUUUGACAUGUCUUACCUUCCUCAGAGGGACCCAGGACCAAACCAAAACCUAUUCAGACAACCUGCUAAAAUAAGACCUGCUUCCCACAACAACUCUCCCAGUCAAGUUGAUGGCUCAAAUGACUCUUUGAAGAAAUGGGCAACAACUGGUGAAGGCCAAGUCAGUGAGCUUCAUUCAUUCCCAGAAGAUCCAACAUCACAGAACUUCCCAGAAGAACCAUCUCGAGUUGCCACGUCUCACACUGUUGAAACUACAGAUGCGUCAAGUGGUACCACCAGAGGAUAUGCUGACCGCAAGCGUUUAAUCAAACGACCCAAGACCAGGUAUCUUGUGAGGGCCUUUAACCAUUAUGAGGAGGGCAAGGUCUAUCAAUCACAUGGCCGGAAGAACCCAACAGAAACGGCCUUCCCUUCUGAUGAUACAACAUCGCGUCUACAAGUCCACGGCAAUGAAAAGCCUAAGAAUGGUUACAGGAGGUAAUGUGCUGUAUAUUUAGUGCUUCAACUGCUUCCUUUCUUUUGCUUUCAGACACUUUACUGGAUAUUGUCCUUCGACUCUCUGAUUAUAAUAAUAAAAAAAUAUGACCUGAA